AUGCAAGUCUCUUGUGAGUGGGUUGUAUCAGCAACAAACAACAGCAUGCAUAUCUUUGGUGCUAUAUCAACCCUCAUCCCAUCAUCUGGUGCUUCCCAUUACCUGCAAUUUGAUGAACCUCCAGAAACAAAGGUCUCUUAUCGAUCGAUCAUCAUGUCAGCAGCAAGGAACAACUUGUAUAUCUUUGAUAUCAGCAACCUUUCUAUCUCUUGGUGGUUCUGGUUAUUGGCGAUUCCUUUGAUGGAUCUCUACAACUAUACAUGUCUUAUGGAUGGAUCAUGUCAUCAACAAGCAAUGAGAACCCGCGUUGACAUCUUUGGUGUUGCCAAGGUCAUUCAUGCAUCUCCUCAAGGCAUUCAUCGUCAAGCUGCAUUCGAUUUCCAAUGA
Lichtheimia ornata is the source of this 387-nucleotide messenger RNA. RefSeq lists its product as uncharacterized. The coding region runs from base 1 to 387 and encodes 128 amino acids. Lineage: Eukaryota; Fungi; Mucoromycota; Mucoromycetes; Mucorales; Lichtheimiaceae. The transcript has a single exon. The record is from RefSeq and is a predicted model, not a curated record.